Cebus imitator (Panamanian white-faced capuchin) is the source of this 2144-nucleotide messenger RNA. It is a transcript of the gene CCDC200, whose product is annotated as coiled-coil domain containing 200. The record is from RefSeq and is a predicted model, not a curated record. The coding region runs from base 948 to 1454 and encodes 168 amino acids. The transcript has 4 exons. Lineage: Eukaryota; Metazoa; Chordata; Mammalia; Primates; Cebidae.
ACCCGCCUCAGCCUCCCAAAGUGCUGGGAUUACAGGUGUGAACCACCUCACCCGGCCACUUGGGGUGAUCUUAAAUGCACGGUCCCUAUUCCCAAAAGCCUUCCUAGGCUUCAGAGAAUAAUCCUCUCACCUGCUGACUCCACCUGCUGGGGACACAGUCCCUGGAAGGGUCAGGUAGAAUGAUAAUUCCAACCUGUAGCUAACAAUUUUAUACUUUAUCUUUUAUUUCCCAUCCAUUAUUCUGUUUGAUCCUUACACCGGCCGUGUGAAAGAAGGUAACAAGUUAUCACUUAUUCUACAGGCAAGGAAACUGAUGCCCAGACAGGUUAGGUAGGGUCUCCAGGAUUAUAGGAAGAGGUAGAUGCUAGGCUUGAGUCCAGCGUUAGAAAUCUCCAGAGCUAGGGUGUUUUCUAAUAAGCCCCUUUGUUAGACCUGUUCUGGGGGCUGAGAACUAGUGAGGCUUAGUAGGAUUUUGUAUUUUCUUUCAUUCUGACUCAGCGCAUUUAGAGGGGAGAUGGGAGUGGAGACAUUAAGAAGAAAAAGGUAAUUCCAGAGACCUAAGCGGGGAGGGAUCAGCAGAGGAAAGGCCAGAUGAUGAUGCUGGAAGCCUCUGAGGAAGAGUGGAGGAAAGAAGCCAGAGAGAAAAGACUACUGCUGAAUUGUCCAUGGGGCCCACUGAGACUCAAAGCUAAGGUGGGAAGGGCUUCUAGAUACUAGAAGCCCUUCUAGAAAGACACUUUGCAGAUGUUCCCUAGGAGACUUGGGAAAAAUGCCUCCCUCCCUCAACAAAGCAGGCGGGGCCUGCUCAGUUGCCCUGGUAGUCACCACAUUGUGAGGUGGUUCCACUUACAGGCAGAGGGGUCCAAGUGGGAAGAGACAGAAGUGGUAGGAGCAGUGGGCUCUGCCUGUCCCCACCCCAACCUGAGGCCUCACACCAUCCCACGAUCAUGAGUAGUGCCUACCACUGGGAGGCCCGGCGCCGGCAGAUGGCUUUGGACCGAAGGAGGUGGCUGAUGGCCCAGCAGCAGCAGGAGCUACAGCAGAAAGAACAGGAACUGAAGAAACACCAGGAGGAAGAAAAACAAUCAGAGAAAAAAAUCGAGCCACCUAAGAAGUUAAAUGUGACGCGACCACCAGAGGUGAAAUUGUGGACCUCAUGGAAGCCACCACAUUCGCAGCUAUCAGUGCAGCCACCACCGCAGCCACCACCACAGCUGUCAUCACCGGCACAGGCACAGGCUCAGGCGCAGCCAUGGCCACAGCAACCACAACCACAGCCACCACCUCAGCCAACACAACCAGAUGCUCAAGCCCCUCGUACUCAGCCCACCCCCAAAUGCAGUCUCCAGAAUGAUUCCCAAAGGCCAGGUCUCACGAACCCAUGCCAAUCUAGCCCCACCAAAAACACUCAAUAUUCACAACUCAAGUCUACCGACUACAUACAGCAGUGGUGAUCCAGAGAUUGAACACAAGACCUCAGUGGCCAUCCCCAAAAAGCAGAUGAGCGACCACAUCUUCUCAGCAUCCAGCAACAUCUCCACUCCAAAAGCCACCCACUCGAAGAGGAGGCUGCCAGGAAUAAAAUGUAAUUUUUUUUUCCUGGAAGGAAUUAUGGGACUGGUCAGCUUUUGGGAAGGGAUGAGGGGAGAGGGCAGGAGGACUCACGAAGCAGAUGGAGAGUGUGGAAAGAGAGUGGAAGGCAAGCCUAUCCUCCAGGCAAAGCUAAUGGGAGAACUGGGACUUAGGUUCCCCCAAGAUGCAACUCCUACUGCUAUCACUACCUGCCCUUAUUCAGCAGUGAUAAGUCUGUUGGGGGCUUCAGCUUAUGACCAUCACUGGAGCCGUCACCCAUUCCCCCAGGCCAAUGUUUACUGAGAGAUAGACUGGGGAAGGGCCGCAUCACAUCAGAGCAGGCCCGCAGAAGCAGAAAGCGGUGGCAGGCAGUGAUGAUCCCCACCUCCAAGCCCAGUGCGAUGUCUGGCCCACAGUGGGCACUCAGCUGUCAAAUGCAUGAUGGGGGCAGGGAUGGAAAGAACUUGGAGGAAAGGGGGGCUGCAGCCUCAGAAACAUGACACCUGACCCUGGGAAGGGGAGGUAGGGCUUGCCUUCUAAAAUCCACAGUCUUCUCCCUUCCUGGCUCUCAG